Molecule: messenger RNA, 4233 nt
Organism: Meyerozyma guilliermondii ATCC 6260
Lineage: Eukaryota; Fungi; Ascomycota; Pichiomycetes; Serinales; Debaryomycetaceae
Gene: HSL1
Product: protein kinase
Exons: 1
Coding region: 1-4233 (1410 amino acids)
Biological process (GO): microtubule cytoskeleton organization; intracellular signal transduction; protein phosphorylation
Cellular component (GO): cytoplasm
Molecular function (GO): ATP binding; tau-protein kinase activity; protein serine/threonine kinase activity
Source: RefSeq, a predicted model, not a curated record
AUGUCCCACUCCCGUACCCCGUCGUCCGACUACUCGUCGGUUCCGGUGGAUAGGGUAGUACAGUCGGUUACAAAUGCCACAAAGAGACUCUCCCAGAUUUCCACCAACACAAAUCUGUCAGCAAAGAAACGCAAAAACCAAAACAGAAUUGGUCCCUGGAAGUUGGGUCGUACCUUGGGCCGUGGGCUGACCGGUCGUGUUCGUCUCGCUAAGAAUAUUGACACUGGGAAGCUUGCUGCUGUGAAAAUUGUACCCAAGUCCAACUUCAAGAAACUUGAAAACCCAAAGUAUCGCCGCCUGGCGUCCCCUGAUGGGAAAGACCACUUGCCGUACGGCAUUGAGCGAGAAAUCAUCAUCAUGAAGCUCAUUGCUCACCCGAACAUCAUGGGGUUGUACGAUGUGUGGGAAAAUAAGAAUGACUUGUACUUGAUUCUCGAGUAUAUCGAAGGCGGUGAGUUGUUCGACUACUUGAUCAAGCGCGGGAAGCUUCAGGAAUUUGAAGCAGUGAGCUACUUCAAGCAAAUCAUCCACGGAAUUGGCUACUUGCACCAGCUCAAUAUCUGUCAUCGUGAUUUGAAGCCGGAGAAUCUCUUGUUGGAUUUCAAUAAGAACAUCAAAAUCGCUGAUUUUGGAAUGGCGGCAUUGGAAAUCAAGGAAAAACUCUUGGAAACUUCCUGCGGAUCUCCUCACUAUGCCUCUCCCGAAAUUGUUGCCGGUAAAAACUACCAUGGUGCCCCCUCCGAUAUAUGGUCCUGUGGUAUCAUUCUCUUCGCACUUCUUACCGGACACCUUCCCUUUGAUGAUGAGAAUAUCCGCAAGCUUUUGCUCAAAGUGCAGAAUGGAAAAUUCUUGAUGCCGCCAGACUUGUCUCUGGAAGCCAAAGAUUUAAUCACCAAAAUGCUCCAGGUAAACCCAGCCGAUCGUGUUACCAUCGACGAAAUCUUGCUGCACCCGCUUCUCAAGAAAUAUCCAGAGCCAUUAACGUCAUCCACUUCUUACUUUGAUCUCAAGAAUGUCACCUUCCAGCCGAUUGAACUGUCCAAAAAGAUCGACCGCGAGAUCCUCAAAAACUUGUCGGUGCUCUUCCAUAAUUGCGAUGAACAGACAAUAAUCAAGAAGCUUUUGUCUCCUGCAAAAUGUUCGGAAAAGGUGUUUUACUACCUCUUGAUGAAGUAUAGAAACGAGCACAAUGCUCCGCAAAACUACGAGGAAGAUACCGAUAUGACGGCCAGCGAGUCAAAGAAUUCAUUCCCACGUUCCACCAGCAUUGUACGGAUCACAACCACCGAUCCUUCUACCGGAUCCAAGUAUACCACCACCACCGUCCAGAAGAUUCCCCCAUCAAAUUCUAUUCAUUCGAGCAAAUCACGGAAGAAUGUUUUGGGUAACAUAACAAAUACCCACACAAACUCCCCUAAGAAUAAGAGCUUUACCGCAUCCACGUCGUUUACAAAAAAGAAGCAUGCAAUGUCAACUCGCUCCUCGUCAAGAUCACUCAAGACCAAGUCCAAGUCCCUGCUCAAACGUAAACCAACUGGCUUGCUAGCUUUAGAGAACGUUGAAAAUGAAGAGGUCAAAAGUAAGGUAACGGGAACUUUUGGAAGCAGCUCAUUGAUGAACUUUGAGAAGGAAUGCCAGGACGUUUUUGAGAAACCCGUGCCUCAACGUCGUACUUCGAAAAACCUUUCUCCAAUUGAAAAGCAUGAGCGUGAACUAGCAAUGAGAGUCCACAAGCAAAACGAAGAGCGUGAACACCGGUACCUUCUUGAAGCGCAGGCGAAAGCCAAAGCAGAAGUUGCCAAGUUGAAUGCCGCAAAAGCAGCAGCAGCCCGUGCUGAGGCCAACGAAGUUGAAAGAUUAAAUUUGGAAAGAGCCAAAAGAGCAGAAAAGCAAGCUGCUGUAAACAAAUUGAGUGAACCAAAGACCGCAAAACUGGCAAGAGAUGGCACCGUUCAGAAAGCAGAUCGCCGUUCUGUAACCGAACCAAUCCAUACCUCUUCCCUCGACCCUCGUACCAAAAACAUAAACUCGUUAUUGAGAGCAAAGUCUUUGGCGUCACCAUCUUCAUACUCAUCGCUUCGCAAAGGAUCCAUUAAUCAAAAUACCACAAAAGUUUUGCAGCAGUUGGGAGUUGACUUGAAUCCCGGCAAGAUCAAUGAGUCUGUGAAGACAUCCAGCUCUCGUCACCUUUCCGCGUACUUACAAGACGCCAAGGUUACCCAAGCAGAUAGAAUCAGUCUAGGCGAUUUCAACGAAAUUGAAAAGGAAAACGUUGGUCCUUUACCAACCAUUCUGCGUUCUGGAUCCCAAAAGUCCGUCAAGUCAGAGAGGUCUCAACGCUCUUCCGCGUCCCAAUGGUCGACAGAUACCAAGUCUCGCAAGCCACUCUCUAUGCCAUACAAGUCUCUUCUUGGUGGAAUUGAUGAGACAGGUAAAACCCUCCCAUCGAUGUCGCCUCCAAGGGAACCACUUCUGCGAAAGUUAGCUGAUACAACAAUGAGAACUCUUGACUCGAGAAGAACGGGCCUCAUUCCUAAUCCUCGGUUUUCCAGGUUUUCUUUCAAUGGUCUUCUUGGAAACUUGAAUCCUUCCACUAUAUCCGUCAACGAAUUUCCAUCGGCUCCAAGUCAAACCAUAAUUUCAAAUUCGCUUCUGAGAGGAAACACCGUUGUCAAGUCUCCUCGUACUUCUGAGUUGAUCCAUGAUAAGACAUUGCCUUCUCUUCCUACGGGCAUGUUGAAGAAAUCGUCAACCAAUCUCUUGGGUCUAGGAAUUGACCUUAAAAGUAAUAAUUCCCGUCAUAACAGCAUAGCUGAGAAGUCAAGGUCACGUCAAAUGUCGCAACAUCAUAGCAGACAAGCGUCCAGUGGCUCUUAUGAACAAAAUCAUUCUCAAUUUGUAUCUGUUCACUUGGGAGAUACGGUGGUCGAAGAGACACAUAUUCACUCCGACGAAGAUAGUCAAAACACUAUUCUUGGAGACGAAAGUCAACCUAGUUUCACCGAGGAAAAGGGAGGAAUGGAAACUGAUAUUUCAAACUUUGACAUCAUCAGUAGUCGAACGGCCGAAAUAGGAGCACUGAACAAGUCUCGUCCAAGUUUGAUCGAUAAUCUGCUCGAUGUUUCGAGGCACGAAGAUGCUGAUUCAGACAAGACCACUAUAAAGUCCUUGUAUAAGGAUUAUGAACGUAUUUAUGGUGACGAAAGAAGUAUUAGUCACCAUGCAACAAAGAAAACCGUUGACCAAGACGAAUACUCCCGCCGCAAAUCGUCUCUGAACUAUGACGUGCUUGACAAGUCCGGUGCUAGCUACAGUCGAUCAGCGACGUUGAAUGAGUUGGAGGUAGAGGCAGCUGAACAAGAAGCUAAUGAUGGGUUUGAGCACGACGGAUAUGAACCAACUAUUGACGACCAAGCAGCUACCGGCUUCGGACAAGACAAUGAAUAUGAGCAGGCUGCUAAUGACUUGCAAGAAGAGAGAGCACCAACGCGAGCUUCUACUCAAGUUUUUAGCACCUUGGACAGAUUGGUGGACGACAAAGAGAAAGCUAGCUUGAAAGAAAGAGAACCUGAACAGAACAUUGAUGAAUCUGGAGCAGCCAAAGAUGUUGGAAGAUACUCGACCAUCAUAAGGCGAAUGAGCUUGAAACCCAAGAGAGAGGCUCCCAAACCACCACUGGCGUCUGACAUUGAAAGUAAGGGCCACCAUCGACUUCCUAGGUUUUCUGUUCAAUCCAAGAUCUACACUUCAGAUGACAAUGGGCCUAAAGCUGAGUCAAAGGGUUGGUUCCGCAAGUUGAUCGAUUCUAUUGGAUCCAGGAACAAACCUGCGAAAUCGACAAUCAAGAAUACUGCGCAGUAUAACAAAAAGAUCCAAAUACUUGACUCCAAGCUCAGUGCGUCGGAAUUGAUGAGAGUAAUCCGGAACACAUUGGAGAUGAAGCGCAUUGAAGGGUCGGUUUCGAAGGUUAAUAUUGACGAAGAAUUUGGGCUUAUCAACGGUACAAUUCCUGCCAAAUUCACUGGAGGACGCAAAUUGAAAUUCCGGAUCGAAAUCAUGGAUUUGGUCAACGCAUCGUCGCUACACGUGGAGAACCUCCGAGGACCUACAAGAUCGUUCAAAAACUUGGUGAAUAUCAUCAAGUUUAUUGUGGAGCAAGAAGAACAGGCGUACGACCGCCAGAACGGGUACGAGUUUUCGGGCAACAGAGUGAGCACCGCCAAGGUGAACUGA